Messenger RNA from Rosa rugosa (rugosa rose), 847 nucleotides. Its product is annotated as histidine-containing phosphotransfer protein 4-like. The transcript has 6 exons. Bases 82 to 525 code for a protein of 147 amino acids. The record is from RefSeq and is a predicted model, not a curated record. Lineage: Eukaryota; Viridiplantae; Streptophyta; Magnoliopsida; Rosales; Rosaceae. Gene Ontology annotation, biological process: phosphorelay signal transduction system; phosphorylation; cytokinin-activated signaling pathway. Gene Ontology annotation, molecular function: protein histidine kinase binding; histidine phosphotransfer kinase activity. Gene Ontology annotation, cellular component: cytoplasm; nucleus.
UCGAGAUUUUAGCUCUCUGCUCCAUAUCCCAGUUUCAGUUUCUCAUUUCAGUCUUGUUUUGCAUAUCCUUGUAAACGAAGAAUGGACAGAAACCAGUUGCGACGCCAGGUUGCCCACAUGAGAAGUUCUCUCAUUGAGCAGCAUUACUUGGAUCAGCAGCAAUUUGUCCAGCUGGAGGAUUUGGAAGACGAUAGUAACCCAAACUUUGUGGAGGAAAUUGUGACAUUGUUCUACAAAGACUCAUCUAGACUCUUCCAAAAGAUUGAUCAAGCACUGCAUAGUGUACCUAUGGAUUUUGCCAGGCUGGAUGAUUACGUGCACCAGUUCAAGGGUAGUAGCUCAAGCAUUGGUGCUAUAAAGGUGAAGAAUGAAUGCACACAAUUCAAAGAAUUUUGUCUGGCAGGAAAUGCUGAAGGAUGCUUGAGGGCUUUCCAGAGAGUGAAACAUGAGCAUGAGGCCUUGAAGAGGCAGCUUGAAACUUAUUUCCAGUUGAGAAGACAAGCUGGAAUGGCACAAAGGUCUUGAAUGCCACACAUCGCCAAUCUAACCUGAGGUGCCCAUAUAAUAGGGAGAAACUAGUUGAGAACUAUGUAUUUUGUGGACUCCUAGCUACGUAAUAUAUAUUUUACUAUAGAAGGCACCAUAUUCAAGUUUAGCUACUGUAAUAUGCAGAUACUGAGUUUUGGUUAGCCAUUUAUAAUAAUCUAUAGAAGUAAUAUUGUUCGAAAAAUCUACUUCUAGAUUUACCAAUAAGGCAAUUUCUACUCCUCUAUGCUAUAUACUGCAAUGCAUGUAUUACGAUAUGAAGGCCUUUCUUCUUUUAAUAAAUAAAUUUGCAGCUGUGUUG